UCUAUCUUACUCUCACAACUCUUUUUUGGAGAAAUUUUCUUCAAUUUCGAAUCUUUCUUUGUGGGUUUGUUAAACUAUUCAAAGAUUUUGAUUUUGAGUUAGGUAUUGAGUAACAAUAAGGUGAGAUAUGGAGCACGGUUCGUUCACGAAUGAUAGUCAUGCUUCGUUUACUUUAUCGGAAGAAGAUCACACACUUGCUAACGCUGUUAGAUUCGUCUUAAACCAAGAUCCGAGAGUAACCGUGGCUGCAUACACCAUCCCACAUCCUUCCCUUGAACAGGUCAAUAUCCGGGUCCAGACAACAGGUGAUCCGGCAAGGGAAGUUUUCAAAGAUGCAUGUCAAGAACUUAUGCAAAUGAACAGACAUGUGAGAAGCGUUUUUGAUAAGGCUGUUACUGAGUAUAAGGCUGCUAAAAAGCUAAAGGAGGAGGCUGAAGAAGAAGAGCUUAAGAGGCAGAGGGAUCUAUUUGGGUCCAUGGACAUUGAAAGCAACUGAUUUUAUAAAAUUAACAAUUGUAUUUUCUCUAAGGAGUUUUAUACUGUUUUUUUUUUUAUCUUAAAAUUCAGAUUUGUCCUUAAAAUUGACUCUAAUUCGCAAUCCAUAUCCUUUCUAAUAAUGUAAUUAAGGGCCAAGGGAAAGGCCUUUCCUUCUCC
Molecule: messenger RNA, 654 nt
Organism: Arabidopsis lyrata subsp. lyrata
Lineage: Eukaryota; Viridiplantae; Streptophyta; Magnoliopsida; Brassicales; Brassicaceae
Product: DNA-directed RNA polymerases I and III subunit RPAC2
Exons: 3
Coding region: 128-496 (122 amino acids)
Biological process (GO): DNA-templated transcription
Cellular component (GO): RNA polymerase III complex; RNA polymerase I complex
Molecular function (GO): DNA binding; DNA-directed RNA polymerase activity; protein dimerization activity
Source: RefSeq, a predicted model, not a curated record